Messenger RNA from Hydatigera taeniaeformis, 354 nucleotides. Lineage: Eukaryota; Metazoa; Platyhelminthes; Cestoda; Cyclophyllidea; Taeniidae. The record is from the annotation of a GenBank genome assembly.
AUGGACAAUGAGGCUACAGAAGAGACAACUUUUGUCGUUGAUGAAGUGACAAAUAUUGUGAAGGAGGUUUGUGGAUAUGUGAGUAUCGAAAACAACAUUGGCUCUAGUUCAUACGUCCACACUAAAGUGCCCCAGUGGACGUCGACAAUCGUCGAGCAAAUUCUUAAUCAGUUGACCAAACUGGGAAAGCCUUUCAAAUACAUUGUUACUUGUGUCAUAAUGCAGAAAUGUGGCGCUGGAUUGCAUACAGCUAGUUCCUGUUACUGGGAUAAUUCCACGGAUGGCAGUUGUACAGUGAAAUGGGAGAACAAAUCAAUGUAUUUUAUUGUGACAGUAUUUGGAUUGGCAAUUUGA